Messenger RNA from Fomitopsis serialis, 1114 nucleotides. RefSeq names its product serine threonine protein phosphatase 2A. The record is from RefSeq and is a predicted model, not a curated record. Lineage: Eukaryota; Fungi; Basidiomycota; Agaricomycetes; Polyporales; Fomitopsidaceae. The transcript has 7 exons. Gene Ontology annotation, cellular component: cytosol. Gene Ontology annotation, molecular function: protein serine/threonine phosphatase activity. Bases 83 to 997 code for a protein of 304 amino acids. Gene Ontology annotation, biological process: peptidyl-serine dephosphorylation; mitotic cell cycle.
CCGCACAGACUUGCACGCGCAUCACCAGCAUCCCUCAACCCACCUCACGCAUCUUCGACUACCCGACUCGACUUAAACCACCAUGGAGAACGAGAUAGACGGAUGGAUCGCACAGCUCAGCCAGUGUAAGCAGCUUUCGGAGCCCGACGUGAAGCGGCUAUGCGACAUGACGCGGGAGAUUCUCAUGGUCGAAUCAAACGUCCAGCCUGUGAGGUGUCCUGUGACUGUUUGCGGUGAUAUUCAUGGUCAAUUCCACGACCUCUCGGAGCUCUUCCGCAUCGGCGGGAACUCACCCGACACGAAUUAUCUAUUCAUGGGCGACUACGUUGACCGGGGGUACUACUCCGUCGAGACCGUCACUCUUCUCGUCGCGCUCAAGCUGCGCUACCGCGACCGCGUCACCAUCCUCCGAGGCAACCACGAGUCGCGGCAAAUCACGCAGGUGUAUGGGUUUUACGAUGAGUGCUUGCGGAAGUAUGGCAAUGCAAAUGUGUGGAGAUACUUCACGGAUCUCUUCGAUUACCUCCCUCUUACCGCCCUGAUCGAGAACCAAAUCUUCUGCCUUCACGGGGGCCUCUCGCCAUCCAUCGACACUCUCGACCAUGUUCGGGGCAUUGAUCGUGUGCAGGAGGUUCCUCAUGAAGGGCCGAUGUGUGACCUCCUGUGGUCUGACCCCGAUGACCGAUGCGGUUGGGGGAUAUCGCCGCGUGGUGCUGGUUAUACGUUCGGGCAGGACAUCAGUGAGGCGUUCAACCAUAACAAUGGUCUUACAUUGGUUGCGCGGGCGCACCAACUCAUCAUGGAGGGCUAUAAUUGGAGUCAGGACCGGAACGUUGUCACUAUUUUCUCUGCACCAAACUACUGCUACCGCUGCGGCAACCAGGCGGCGAUUAUGGAGAUGGACGAAAAACUAUCGUAUAGCUUCCUACAAUUCGACCCCGCGCCCAGAGUGGGAGAGCCUCUCGUGUCGCGACGCGUACCGGACUAUUUCCUCUGAUCCUUGCUUUGUUUCAUGCAUUUGGCGGCACAUCCUUGAUGUUACAGUACAGUACAUAGCAAUUGUCAGAUACAGUGUAGCACAUCCAGAAGACGAAGUUGAUACCUCAUUUCCUGU